AUGAACUUUAGCUGUACACCACCAAACAGUUCAUCUUCAAUUGCUUUUGACGACUUAGUUACUCCACCAUUAACAACACCAAGUAGCUACAAGUAUCAAUCUCCACCCUCAGCCGGUACAUUGGAUACACCUAACUCCUUCAUGAAUUUCUCAUUCCAACAACAACAGAACGAGUACGACACAAAGAAGCGUACAUAUCAACAACACCACGAUCUACUAGGACACACAAGCUCAAAGUCAUGCGAUAUAACAAAUAUUGGAUUACCAAACAAUCUUGGCCCUCCAUUUAUUCCACCCGAACCCGAACAAACACCACCUAACACCAGACCCGAUAUGAAAAGGAGACGUACGGAUCCUAAUGUGCAUCAACUACAAAUACCUGCAGGUGGACCUGGUGGCUUGGCUGCGCUAGGACUUGAUGUCAAAGGUGCAACCUCGGGUGUCACCCCAUCUGGCAUGAUGGUCCUUCCCGAAGCAAGGAACGACGAGGUCUGGCCACCAGAGGUGGAUGAAGCUUUCUAUGAAGCUCUCGUAACAGUUCCACGCUUAGGAAGACGUAAAGUGAUGGUCCACGGUAAGCCAUGCGGAAGGAACGAACUUAUUGCAAAUUUCAUUCGUAUGCGCACUGGGGCACAGCGAUCACGCAAGCAAGUAUCUUCACAUAUCCAGGUGCUUAAAAAUGUUCGUCGAAAUGACACCAGGUUUAUGUGGUUGGUGUCAGAACCAUCGGCGGAAGAAGAGGCGUCUCUCCAGCCAAUGCUGCUCCAUUACCAACAAAAAAUGGACGAAGGUCCAUUGAAUGGAUUAGAGCCAACGUCUAAGAACGCACAAGAGCCAUACCUUUGCAAUCCAGUAGCACCUGGUCAGCCAAUGCCAUCACCAGCAGCUGUUGGUGCACCACAAUUAUCUCAAGCACCUCAAGCAUCUCAAGGACCUCCAGCAAAACAGCAGCGACAGUCGCUUGAUGGUAGAAGGUCAGCCACGCCAAAGUCAGACAAGUUCGCCGAUCCUUUGUCAACACCCUCAAGACCUGUGAGCGCAACCGGUGAAGGACGCACACGGACACCCAUACACGCACGGGCAAUUGGAAAUGCUUUGGCACACUCGCCAAUGUCACCUAUGUCCAAGCUGCCAUCGGGAGUGGAGGUCGAUAUAAAAGAUUUAGGCAUUUGGGCUAUUGGAAGUCAACAACAGCACACACUUGCUGAUCUCGUCCAACAGAAGCACGAUUACUUGGAUUCUCCAUGUAAAUCUCUGUAUUUGGAAGAUCUGCCUUUAGGUGAAGCGAGAUAUCCUGGCUUGGGAAACAUGUACGACGAGUUACAAUGUCAAUUCUUGCAUGCUAGAAUACAACUAGCAAUACCAGCUGCUGAAGUGUAUUUACCUACAGCAUUUGAUACCAUUUCAACACAUAUGUCCCUUACAGCAAACCAAGACGUUCCUCUCGAAGUCGUCACAAACUUCUACUCAUUCGGCGCACGUGUAUUCGGCUAUGUCGAAGGUUUGGGUAAACCAGCGAUGAGCAACAAGUUUGGUCAAAAAGAAGAAUACAACUAUGAUCUACCAUAUGGGGGUGAAUUCUUCUCAGGCUUUUUAGGAGGUCAAGUCUCUGACAAAGGUGGAGCAAGACCAACUAAAGUUUUCACCAAGUCGUACGAAGAAAGACAAGCCUUUGCAAGCCCAUUGAACGCUUUAUCUAUGGUACAUGAGUUCGUCAUACCAAACUCAAGCGAUCACCACGACGAUGUGUCACCUUUCCCUACAACGAAAUCAUGUAGAGGUGCUGAGAUCGGCCAAGUCGUCCUUGUAGUUGUUUACGACUUUGAGAUUACACCGGAUCACUCGCCGAAUGGAUCAAUCAAACUAUCCAAACUUCACAAGAAAAACCCACCGUCAUCGCAGUUUACGUUUAACGCAAGCAAUAGUUUCAACACACCAGCAUUAUCGUUCCCAUCCUCUUCAGCACCAAACACGACUCCCGGAAUGCCCCUCACACCCGGUGGCUACUCUGCAAAGAACAGAUACGGGUUGUCAAUUGGGAUACCACAAAUGUCACAGAUAACAGCAUCUGCUAUAUCACCAUCAACGGCCGCGAGUACGCAACAAGGAAAUCCGUCAACUAGCACGGGUAAUGAGUUUGAUGCAUCACAGUUCGCUUUCCACCAAGUUCCUCAAUCUGCACCAGCGCAUCACACCAAUUUUCACACUUUAGGAUUACACAACGGCGAGAACGAUGGAUCUGGAUGGCCAUUCAAUGAAAGGAUUGAAGAUGAAGAUGAAAGCAAGACGUUUUUUACGCAUUUCGACGAUAAUGAUAGCGGAGAGCAUGAUGAUAAGUCGCAUCAUCAAUGGAAUACGUUCAACAUGGAUCCUAUUCAAGCAUUGAAUGAUGUAGAGAAUAGCUUGAAUGAUGUCGUUCCUCAAUCAGCCCCAGCGCUUUCCUCUUCCUUCCAUAAAUCACUCGAAGAUCAUGAAGCAGCAUCACCUUCAAGCCUCUUGGCAAACUUCAUUGAAUUCGAAGACCAAAAUCAACCACCUCAAUUAACAUCAAACGCGCAUCAAAACAAUUAA
Molecule: messenger RNA, 2571 nt
Organism: Wallemia ichthyophaga EXF-994
Lineage: Eukaryota; Fungi; Basidiomycota; Wallemiomycetes; Wallemiales; Wallemiaceae
Product: Regulatory protein abaA
Exons: 4
Coding region: 1-2571 (856 amino acids)
Biological process (GO): regulation of transcription by RNA polymerase II
Cellular component (GO): transcription regulator complex
Molecular function (GO): DNA-binding transcription factor activity, RNA polymerase II-specific; RNA polymerase II cis-regulatory region sequence-specific DNA binding
Source: RefSeq, a predicted model, not a curated record